UAUAAAGAUCAUUCUGGUGUUUGGAUCUGGAUAUUCAGCGAGGAUGGAGUCGAUGCAUGUUUCACUGAUUCUCAUAGGUAUUUCUGUCUUGUAUCCAAGGACGGGAGCUCUGGAUGAGCACAAGCUUGAUGAACCGGUUCUGGAAGGUCCGUCCGUUGCAUUAAACGGUUCGAUUGAGUAUUUCUACUGCGAGAUUCCUGGGAUCCCGGCUUCGGUGCCUGUCCUAUACGAGCUCUAUGUCGAGUCAAACCCGGGGAGGAUGAUCGCGCAGUACAGCUCUCUGUCUGGAGAAUUAGCCACUUUUCCUCUGUUAAUCAAAUCACAACACGACGGUCGGCUCGUCUGCAAGGCCAGCGGACACAACAACACAGACAUCCAGAGCUCGCUCAGUCAAGGCCUGGACCUCAAAGUCAUUGUCCCGGUGGAGGACGUGACAAUCGCUCCUCAUGCCGCCAGUGAGACCGUGUGGGAAGGACAAACUUUGAGCCUCCAGUGCAGAGAGAGCAGAGGAACGUACGUCUCCUACGAGUGGCUUAGGAACGAAAGGCCGUACGACACGACUGGCGACACACUGAUCAUACACCGGCUCUCUGUGCAACACACAGGCAAUUAUACGUGUGUGGCAUCAAACCGAUUCAAUGACACGAUGACCUUCAGCUGCAGUGAUGUCAUAUCUGUGCAGGUCAAAGAGUACGUGUCGAAGCCUGAAAUCUCCCUCGAGGUGGUGAAGCUUGGAGACGCUGGCUUUAGAGCCAUCGUCACGUGCCGGUCUUUGAAAGGAUCUCCGUUAAUUACCUUCAGCCUGUUGAACGACACCGACGUCAUCACGAAGAACACCACUGAAGGAACCAGCGCAAUCUUCCAUGUGCCGGUCGAGCUGAACCGGGUCACGGGUCGCGUGAGAUGCAACGCCAGCAACGAGGGCAACUGGGUUCUGAGUGAACCGGUAAACCUGACCGGGGAGUCUGUCGGCGGCGCUGUAACGGUGAGGCCCGUCACACACACCGGGCGGGACUUCCAGGUGGUCGGCCUGGUUCUGCUCUGUAAGGUUGAGCGAGGGACGUUCCCACAGUACCGCUGGUUCCUGAACAGCACCAGGCUGGAGGGCCGAGGAGGUUUCUAUGCGGUGGCCUGGUCCGACGACUCGGCUCUGGCUCUGUCUGUGGGUCCGGACAGCGCUGGCUUUUACCACUGCGAAGCUUCGGACCGCUUCGACAACAGAACCAGCGUCCGCAGCGCCAAGAUGCUGAUCAAUAAAGAGGUCCUGAACAGCGUGUCUCCUGCGUUGGUGCUGGUGGUGCUGAGCUGCUUCGCUCUGCUGAACGCUGCUGUGAUGGCUUGCUGUGUUUAUGGAGUCGUUCUGCGAAGAAGAUAUUCAGGAAAACACUUUUUGAGGAGAUGUUGGAGGGUUAUGAGGAAGACGUCGUCCUCGCUGACAGAACAAGUGAUUCUGCUGAGGAUGAGGACGAAUCUGUGGACGAAACUCUCCUGUAUGAAGACACUGUCUCUAAAUAAUUCUACAGACAUUCUUGAAGAGUUUAAUUUCAUGGAGUUUAAUCUGUUAAGCCUGACUGUUUGGUUUCCCACAGACACAAGCAUAUCUUCACUGAUUUGUCACGUGUUAUUCUGUUCAGACAAAGGUUUAUUCAAAGCGAGACAAUAGACAAGCACUGGGUCGACAUGACUGACCAAUCAGAAGCGAAGACCAGGCCAGCCAACAAUGUGUCUACUGUCAGAUUCAAACGAGUCUGUGUGGGUUUGUGGAGGGAAAAUCUCAAAUAAAUCAAAAUGUAU
This is a messenger RNA of Rhinichthys klamathensis goyatoka, 1794 nucleotides long. Its product is annotated as Fc receptor-like protein 5. NCBI's taxonomy places the organism in Eukaryota, Metazoa, Chordata, Actinopteri, Cypriniformes, Leuciscidae. Gene Ontology annotation, biological process: heterophilic cell-cell adhesion. The transcript is spliced from 10 exons. Gene Ontology annotation, cellular component: cell surface. Bases 44 to 1663 code for a protein of 539 amino acids. The record is from RefSeq and is a predicted model, not a curated record.